AUGAGCGGCUUCGGAUCUGGCGUCCCUGAGGGCACCCACGGCCACCACAACACCCGCCUGGCCAACGCUGCCGACCCUCGCAUUGAUUCGGAUAGGGAUAACCGUGCCGCCCCCGGCAACACAACUGGCCUUCAGUCAUCUGGCCUUCAGUCAUCUGGCCUUCAGUCAUCUGGCCUUCAGUCAUCUGGCCUUCAGUCAUCUGGCUUUGAGUCAUCUGGCCUUCAUUCGUCUGGACUUGAGUCCUCUCGCCACACCACUGGCGUCCAUGAGCCAGCCCACCAUGGAGUUGGAACCCAGGAGGGCGUCUUUAACACAACUGGUGCCAACCGUGGCAUCAGCGGUCCCGCCUCCAAGACUGAUGGUCCUCACAGCAACAACCUGCUGAACAAGGCCGACCCUCGCGUCGACUCUGACCGUGACCGCAGCAAGAACAUGGGCCUGAACCCGGAGCGCGAUGCCACCACCGACACUCUGGGUUCCUCCACACAGCGCACCACCCACGGCACCACCCACGGCACCACCCACGGCGAUACUCUGGGCUCUACCACCCAUGGUCGCACCACUCAGGGUGACACUCUAGGCUCUACCACCCACGGUCGCACCACUGCUGGCGACACUCUGGGCUCUACCACCCACGGCCGCACCACCGCUGGUGAUACUCUAGGCUCUACCACCCACGGCCGCACCGCUGGUGAUACUCUUGGCUCUACCACCCACGGCCGCACCACUGGUGCUUCCGAGGGCACCCACGGACCUCACUCUUCCCGUGCUGCCAAUGCUGCCGAUCCCCGUAUCGACUCUGACAGAGACCACCGUGCUGCCCCUGGCAAGACUACCGGAACCACUGGUCUCGGCAGCUCCAACGUUCCCCAGACCCGCUCCUCCGGCCCUGCCCCCAACACUGCUGGCCCUCACAAGUCUGACCUGCUGAACAAGCUCGACCCCCGAGUUGACAGCGACCUCGACGGCAGCAAGACCGUCGGUGGUGACAAGACUCAGUCCCACUAA
Clonostachys solani is the source of this 1008-nucleotide messenger RNA. The record is from the annotation of a GenBank genome assembly. NCBI's taxonomy places the organism in Eukaryota, Fungi, Ascomycota, Sordariomycetes, Hypocreales, Bionectriaceae.